Messenger RNA from Stegastes partitus (bicolor damselfish), 1591 nucleotides. RefSeq names its product WD repeat domain phosphoinositide-interacting protein 1-like. The record is from RefSeq and is a predicted model, not a curated record. The coding region runs from base 255 to 1484 and encodes 409 amino acids. Gene Ontology annotation, molecular function: protein binding. Lineage: Eukaryota; Metazoa; Chordata; Actinopteri; Pomacentridae. The transcript is spliced from 11 exons.
UUUGCUUCUUUCUUGCGCCCCUUCCUCCGGCUCUGGAUCCGCGGCCGCCCAAACAACCGAACUCACACCGAAUCUGAGCUCAUCUCCGGCGGACGCAGCAGCGGUUCUGGUCCGGACGGUUCUCCUGCACGUCAGCGGCUCCACAUUUCUUCCACAUUGGAGCCGUCUUCCGCCGACAUCGAGCGACGAGGUGCUGCCGAUCCCAGGCCUCCAGUCCAGGGCGGAGGGAGGGAAGGAGGUCGCUGGGAAUCGGGAUGGAGAGCACCGAGGCUGCGGGCGGGUCUGGACCGGACGGACCGGAGCUCCGGUUUGGCUGCGCCUCCUUCAACCAAGACUCCACGUCUCUGGCUCUGGGAACAAGGACCGGCUAUAAGCUGUUUUCUCUGACCACGGUGGAAAAACUGGACUGCAUCCAUGAGAGUGCAGAGACUCCAGAUGUCUACAUCGUGGAGCGCCUGUUCUCCAGCAGUCUGGUUGUCGUGGUGAGCACCGCCAUGCCACAGCGCAUGAACAUCUACCACUUCAAGAAGGGGACGGAGAUCUGCAACUACAGCUACCCCGACAACAUCCUCGCCGUCAAGCUCAACAGACAGAGACUAGUGGUGUGCCUUGAAGAGUCCAUUUAUAUCCACAACAUCAAAGACAUGAAGCUGCUCAAGACUCUGCUCAACACUCCGUCCAACCCCUCAGGUCUCUGUGCUCUUUCCAUCACUCAUUCCAACUCCUACCUGGCGUAUCCGGGCAGCUCCAGCACCGGGGAGGUCGUAGUGUACGACGCCAUCGGUUUGAACACUGUCACUGUGAUCCCGGCUCACGACAGUCCUCUAGCAGCUCUCUCCUUCAACGCCUCGGCCACCAAGCUUGCCAGCGCCUCAGAGAGGGGCACCGUCAUCCGAGUCUUCUCUGUUCCUGAAGGAUUACGUCUGUUCGAAUUCCGCCGAGGCAUGAAGAGGUAUGUCAGUAUCAGCUCUUUGUGCUUCAGCCCCGAUGGUCAGUAUCUGUGCGCUUCCAGCAACACAGAGACAGUUCAUAUCUUUAAACUGGAACAACUGGGACCAAGUGGAGAGGACGAAGCUGCCACCUGGACAGCAUACGUGGGGAAGAUGUUCUCAGCAGCCUCCAACUAUCUACCUGCUCAGGUGUCCGGCAUGAUGAGCCAGGACCGGGCGUUCGCCACCGUCCACCUCCUGUCAGCCGCCCAGAGGAACGUCUGCACUCUGGCUGUGAUCCAGAAGCUUCCACGGCUGCUGGUGGCCACAGCCGAGGGCCAGCUGUUCAUCUACAACGUGGAUCCGCUUCACGGAGGCGAGUGCAUGCUGGCUUUCAAACACAGGCUCUUUGGAGCCGACGACGACGAGCAGAGCGAAGGAGCAGAGCCUGAAAGGUCGGAGGUCACGGCUCAGUCAUGUCCAUCCUACGCUCAAACCGCUGCUUUACCACCGUCUGCUCCUGUUACUGCAACCCUCACUGGUCAGUGUCUGUGAAGUUCAGCUCGUACAGAUGUGGGAGUUCCUGAACAGCUGUUUGUAGCACACAACAGAUUCAUGUGUGUAGCAGAUCAAAGACAGACAUGGCAGCAUAUAGGGGAGUC